AUGGCCUCUGAGGUGCGCCGUGCCGGCAUCGUGGUUUGGACUCAUGCAGGCAUUUACAUGGCUUGGAUUGCAUGGGAUGCUGCAGACCUGACAAUCCUGGACGCCUACCGCCAGGAGCUCACGGAGCUGGGUGUGGGCAGCUGUGGUGACGACAUGACAUGCAUCCUCCAGCUCCUGAAGGGCCAGAAGGCCGUAGAAAGGGCCAACGUUCAGGAAGUACAUCUCGUCCAUGUCCAUGCGGGCUUGGUUGCAGGACCAGACCCUAUGGUCCAGGCCGACCAACCGUCGUGUGUGAACCUCCAGCCCCAGCUGGCCAGUGUGACCUUUGCCACCAACAACCCGACCCUCACCACGGUGGCCUUGGAAAAGCCUCUCUGCGUGUUUGACAGCUCAGCGGCGCUCGAUGGCGCUUUUGAGGUGUACCUCUAUGUCCUGGUCGACUCAGCCAGCUCCAGGAACGCCUCCGUGCAGGAUGCCAAGACCCCGCUGAGCUCCACCUUCCAGCAGACAGAGGGGGGAAGGACAGGCCCCUAUAAGGCAGCGGCCUUUGACCUGAUCCCCUGUGGUGACCUGCCCAGCUUGGAUGCCAUCGGGGAUGUGGCCCGGGCCUCGGAAAUCCUGGACGCCUACCUCGUCAAGGUGGGCGCCAACGGCACCUGCCUUUCAGACCCCAACUUCCACGGCCUCUGCAACCCGCCCCUGUCGGCGGCCACGGAGUACAGGUGGGUGUGGGCAGCUGUGGGCUUCUUCUCACAGCUUCUGCCUCCUGCCUUCCUGGCUUUGGAACCCGCUGGUGGACCCGUGCUGGUCUCAGCAUCCGUACCCCCAGAGGAAGAGCUGGUGGUCUCAGUGGACCCCAUCAGCCACUGCUGA
Messenger RNA from Puma concolor (puma), 873 nucleotides. The record is from RefSeq and is a predicted model, not a curated record. Lineage: Eukaryota; Metazoa; Chordata; Mammalia; Carnivora; Felidae.